Molecule: messenger RNA, 3366 nt
Organism: Penicillium alfredii
Lineage: Eukaryota; Fungi; Ascomycota; Eurotiomycetes; Eurotiales; Aspergillaceae
Product: putative mRNA splicing factor RNA helicase (Cdc28)
Exons: 1
Coding region: 1-3366 (1121 amino acids)
Cellular component (GO): catalytic step 2 spliceosome; intracellular anatomical structure
Molecular function (GO): ATP binding; RNA binding
Source: RefSeq, a predicted model, not a curated record
AUGGACAAUAAAACCUUCGUGUCUGAUUCUCUCAUCCGCCUGACGGGCGCGUCAGACCCGACUGUCAUUGAUUUCGUUCUCGCGACCGCCAGCUCAGCCCGGUCUGCUUCUUCCCUGCAAGACAAACUCCUCUCCUUCCUCGACGGCACAGAUGGAAUGAACCCUAGCGAUCUUGGGGCGUUUUGUGGGGAGUUAUAUUCUCGGGCGGGCAAAGGCGCACAGCCCAGCGCGCCUGCCCCGAAAAGCUCGGCGAAAGAAUCUACGAAGAAGAAAUACCGCCUACUGGACAUGGAGGAUGAUCUACCGGAUCCAGCUACAUCACUGGGCCCCGCAAAUGUCGAGGCAGACCGAGAGAGACGGAGACGGCGAGACAAGGAAAGGGACAGUGACAAAGACAGAAGCAGAGGGAAACGUGAUUCUGAAGCUCGGAGUCGCUGGGAAAAGGAUGAUACUCGCAAGCGAGAUCGUAGUCGGGACGCAGAGAGCCGAGAUCGUCCACGAUCGAAGAAGCUUCGGAGAAGAGACUCACAGGAUUUUGAGGACCGAUGGGGCGACGAAGAAAUCCCAGACGACGAGAUGUACGCCGAUGACGAUCCUGAGGAAUUCGAAGAAUCGGCCCCAAAGCGCACGCGACUCGAGGAUGGAUCCGCCUCACCACGGCCCGCAUCGCCGGCCGAGGAUAUCGACCCGCAGACCAAACAAGAGAUUGACCGUCAACGAGACCUUCGCGAAAGAGACGAGUUUGCGAAGCGACUGGCCAAUAAGGAUGACAGCAGAUCCAGGAAGAUUGUCGAAGACCGCACCCGAGAUGGAGAAGCUGCCCGGCGGCGCGCGUUGGCUGAUGACGCCGAUGCCCGCGCAGCGAUGAUGCCGGAUCUGCGACUCCGAUCGCGACAGGAGUAUCUGAAGAAACGUGAAACAGAGCGGCUGGCAUUGCUGCGGCGGCAGGUCGCGGAGGAGACAGCUGAGCUGCGGGAAAAUCCGAGUCUAACGCGCCGGGAGAAAGAGGAGUUUGCGCGAAACCGAGAGGUUCUCCGCAUCGCUGAAGAGCGGCUCCGAAUCGAUGACCACCGCGAUGGGUAUAUGAUGCCAGACGACUAUAUCACGGAGAAGGGGAAGAUCGAUCGGAAAAAGAAAGAGGAUGCUCUGUACAAGCGAUAUGUCGAUCGUGACGAGACGGGCCAAGAGCGGUUUGUCACCGAGCACGAAGAGUGGGAGAUGGAGCAGACGGCCAAGGCCAAGGCCCAGAUCAAGAAGGCUGAAUUUGUCGACGAGGGAGACUACGAAUAUGUGUUCGAUGAUUCCCAGCAGAUCAACUUUGUCAUGGACGCCAAGCUUGAAGGCACGCAGAAACCCAUGACGCAGGAGCAAAGACGCUUGAAAGAGCAGAUAGAUGCUGAGGAAAAGAAGGCUGCGUCAAUGGAAGAAACCCGGAAGAACCUGCCAAUUUACCAAUUCCGAGACGAGAUCAUCCAGGCCGUUCAUCAACAUCAGGUUCUGAUCAUUGUGGGUGAAACGGGAUCGGGAAAAACAACGCAGAUCCCGCAAUACCUCCAUGAGGCCGGAUACACGAAGGAUGGAUUGAAGAUUGGGUGCACGCAACCACGACGAGUAGCUGCCAUGAGUGUGGCAGCGCGUGUAGCAGACGAGAUGGGCGUGAAGAUUGGAAAUGAGGUUGGCUAUGCUAUCCGCUUUGAGGAUAACACCACCGACAAGACCAUUGUCAAAUACAUGACCGAUGGCAUGCUGUUGCGAGAACUCUUGACGGAACCAGACUUGGGCCAGUACUCCGCCUUGAUGAUCGACGAGGCUCACGAACGGACGGUGCCCACCGACAUUGCGUGUGGCCUCCUCAAAGAUAUCGCUAAGGCUCGGCCUGAUUUGAAGCUUCUUAUAUCGUCGGCGACGAUGGAUGCGCAGAAGUUCCAGGAGUACUUUGACGAUGCGCCCAUUUUCAAUAUCCCUGGCCGGCGGUACCCUGUGGAUGUGCACUAUACAUCGCAGCCCGAGGCCAACUACUUGGCCGCGGCUAUUACCACGGUCUUCCAGAUUCACGUCACGCAGGGCCCCGGGGAUAUCUUGGUGUUCCUCACUGGUCAGGAAGAGAUCGAGGCAGCCGACCAAAGCUUACAGGAAACGGCACGAAAAUUGGGCAGUAAAAUACCGGAAAUGAUUAUCUGUCCUAUCUACGCCAAUCUGCCGUCGGAGCUGCAGACCAAGAUUUUCGAGCCUACGCCACCCAAGGCUCGCAAGGUGGUGUUGGCCACCAAUAUCGCCGAGACCAGCCUGACGAUCGACGGCAUUGUCUACGUGAUUGACCCCGGGUUUGUAAAGGAGAAUGUGUUCAAUCCUCGCACGGGCAUGGAGAGCCUGGUGGUAACACCGUGCUCGCGGGCAUCGGCUAACCAGCGAGCUGGUCGCGCUGGGCGAGUUGGGCCUGGCAAAUGUUUCCGUCUCUACACCAAAUGGGCGUAUUACAACGAACUCGAGGAGAACACCACCCCAGAGAUCCAGCGUACAAACCUGAACGGCGUGAUCCUGAUGCUCAAGUCGCUGGGUAUCGACCAACUGCUCGAUUUUGACUUCAUGGACCCGCCGCCGGCGGAAACUAUCAUUCGGGCCUUGGAGCAGCUGUACGCUCUGGGGGCACUGAACGACCGUGGCGAGCUGACCAAGGUCGGUCGGCAGAUGGCAGAGUUCCCCACGGACCCGAUGCUUGCCAAAGCGAUCUUGGCUGCGGACCAGUACGGGUGUGUGGAGGAGGUCCUAUCGAUCGUGUCGAUGCUGGGAGAGGCAAGUGCGCUCUUUUUCCGGCCCAAGGACAAGAAGAUCCACGCGGAUAGUGCCCGCAACCGAUUUACCGUAAAGGACGGAGGUGACCACCUCACGUUGCUUAACAUCUGGAACCAGUGGGUGGACUCGGACUUCAGCUACGUGUGGGCGCGAGAGAACUUCUUGCAACAGCGCAGCUUGACGCGGGCACGCGAUGUGCGCGACCAGCUGGCCAAGCUGUGCGACCGAGUCGAGGUCUCGGUUAGCACUUGCGGGGCCACCAAUAUGAUGCCGAUCCAGAAGGCGAUUACGGCCGGGUUCUUCCCCAACGCGGCGCGACUGCAGCGCGGGGGUGACAGCUACCGCACAAUCAAGAAUGGACAGUCGGUAUACCUGCACCCGUCGAGUACUCUGUUCGAGGUCAACCCACGGUGGGUGAUCUACUUUGAGCUGGUUUUGACCAGCAAGGAGUACAUGCGCAGUAACUUGCCGCUGCAGGCGGAGUGGUUAGUGGAAGUGGCACCGCAUUACUACAAGAAGAAGGAUUUGGAGUCGCUGGGAGUGGAUCGCAAGAUGCCCAAGCAGAAGCGGUAG